GCCUGCAUCCCGGGUUUGCAGUUGUGGUUUAUUUUUGGCAGGCCAGCCUUCCAUCACCAAGUACCAAGCCGCAGAAGUAGAAAAAGAUAGCAACUCUAACAUAAGUGGUUGCUCACGACACUGCUUCAGUCCUUCACGAUCCCAGUCUCCAAAGGCCUCCAGGACCUUGGAAUUCUUGUUAUCUUCAUUUAAGAGCCUACAGGACAUAACGAGGCCCUUGAGGUCCCCCUGAGACCUACCUGAGUAUGACCCGGGAUGAGGCCCUCCCUGACUCCCAUUCUGCACAGACCUUCUAUGAGAACUAUGAGCCCAAGGAGAUCUUGGGCAGGGGAGUCAGCAGCGUGGUCAGGCGCUGUAUCCACAAACCUACCUGCCAGGAAUAUGCAGUCAAAAUCAUCGACAUCACAGGCGGAGGCAGCUUCAGCUCCAAGGAGAUACAGGAGCUUCGGGAAGCCACACUGAAGGAGGUGGACAUCCUGCAGAAGGUCUCUGGACACCCCAACAUCAUACAGCUGAAGGACACUUACGAGACCAACACUUUCUUCUUCUUGGUAUUUGAUCUGAUGAAGAGAGGGGAACUCUUUGACUACCUCACUGAGAAGGUCACCUUGACUGAGAAGGAAACCAGUCUAGAACCUAGACUGUCCCAGCCCAUCCUGGAUCCCCCAUUGCACGCAGUGAGGUUGGUCUGUGGGCUUUGGCCUCCCCGCCUCUUAUCCCUGAUGAAAGUCUGCGGGACCCCCAUUUAUCUGGCCCCUGAAAUCAUCCAGUGCUCCAUGGACGACAGCCAUCCUGGCUAUGGGAAGGAGGUGGACAUGUGGAGCACUGGCGUCAUCAUGUACACGCUCCUGGCUGGCUCCCCACCCUUCUGGCACCGGAAGCAGAUGCUGAUGUUGAGGAUGAUCGUGGAUGGCAAAUACCAGUUUGGCUCACCCGAAUGGGAUGACUACUCAGACACAGUGAAAGACUUGGUGUCUCGCUUCUUGGUGGUGAAACCCCAGGACCGCUGCUCGGCAGAAGAGGCUUUGGCGCACCCGUUCUUCCAGCAGUAUGUCGUGGAGGAAGUGCGGCACUUCAGUCCCCGAGGGAAGUUCAAGGUGAUCUGCCUAACUGUGCUGGCCUCGGUAAGGAUCUACUACCAGUACCGUCGGUUGAAGCCCAUAACCAGGGAGAUUGUCAUCCGAGACCCCUACGCCCUGAAGCCUCUCCGUAAGCUCAUCGACGCCUACGCUUUCCGAAUCUACGGUCACUGGGUAAAGAAAGGGCAGCAGCAGAAUAGAGCCGCCCUCUUCGAGAACACACCCAAGGCAGUGCUCCUCUCCUUGGCCGAGGAGGACUUCUGAGGGGUAGUAGGACACCCCAGAACUGUGGAGUCCCCAAAGAGUUCUCUGCGUCGUUGCAGGUGGCCCUACUCUGUGCACCCCACUAAAAGCACAGGGUGUUCCCAUUAAACAGCAGUAAUUACAGCUAGGGCUGGGUGUGGUGGCCUGUGCCUGUUGUCCUGAGGCAAUAGGAUCCCAGGUUCCAGGACAGCCUAGUGAUGGUUGCUUCAAAAUAAAAACAGGGCUGGAAAUGUAACUCUGUGGUGAGUGUAAGGCCCCAUGUUCAACCCCUGGUAUACAAAAGUAGAUAGAUGAAUAGAUAGAUAGAUAGAUAAAUAGAUAGAUAGAUAGAUAGAUAGAUAGAUAGAUAGAUAGGUGAUAGAUAGAUGAUAGAUUGAUAGACAGAUAGAUCGCUCCAAUGCAGCAGAGGCCGUGCCAGGUAGGAGUGGGAGGGCAGAGAGCCCAUGUGCUUUGGGAGCGAGAGGCCUCCUGGCUUCUCUACUGUGCACCUUCACCAUAGUCUUGGGUUCUUUCUUCUUUUUUUAGACUUAUGUAUUUUAUGUGUGCUUCAUCCAGCUGUUUAUUAUGUGCACCCCCUACCUGCAGUACCUGUGGAGGUCAGAAGAGGGUAUCAGAUGCCCUGAAACUGAAGUUUGGGAACCACCAUGUGAGUGGUAGGAACUGAACCCCUCUUCUGCAAGCACAAGUUCUCUUAAAUGCUAAGCCAUCUCUCCAGCUCCUGUCUCAGUUUCUUUAGGGGCCCAAGGUUACUGAUAAUGGAGGAAGUGGAGGCAGGAUGAUCAGGAGGAGCUCAAGGCCAUUCUUGGCUACACAAGGAGUUUGAG
Messenger RNA from Microtus ochrogaster (prairie vole), 2167 nucleotides. It is a transcript of the gene Phkg1, whose product is annotated as phosphorylase kinase catalytic subunit gamma 1. The transcript has 10 exons. Gene Ontology annotation, molecular function: phosphorylase kinase activity; calmodulin binding; ATP binding. Gene Ontology annotation, cellular component: phosphorylase kinase complex. The coding region runs from base 246 to 1343 and encodes 365 amino acids. Lineage: Eukaryota; Metazoa; Chordata; Mammalia; Rodentia; Cricetidae. Gene Ontology annotation, biological process: glycogen metabolic process; protein phosphorylation. The record is from RefSeq and is a predicted model, not a curated record.